Messenger RNA from Necator americanus (New World hookworm), 282 nucleotides. RefSeq lists its product as uncharacterized. The transcript has a single exon. Bases 1 to 282 code for a protein of 93 amino acids. The record is from RefSeq and is a predicted model, not a curated record. NCBI's taxonomy places the organism in Eukaryota, Metazoa, Nematoda, Chromadorea, Rhabditida, Ancylostomatidae.
AUGCCAUUCCAGAGGUUCCCGUGCAAAGUACGAAACGCUAUCAUGCCGCUAAGAAAUCGUACGAAACCCGGUCCCGACAGGAUAAGAUCUGAACUUCUGAAGAACCUUCCGCCAGUUCUUAUCAAAACUCUGGCGAGACUCGUUACCUCGGAAUUCAAGGCUCCUAACCAGUGGAAGACGAGCAAAACAGUGUUGGUGUACAAGAAGGGUGAUGACACGACAUUGGCAACUAUCUCCCAGUCUGCUUACUAUCGGUCAUUCAGAAGCUCUUUACAGAAGUGA